Pichia membranifaciens NRRL Y-2026 is the source of this 1389-nucleotide messenger RNA. RefSeq lists its product as hypothetical. Gene Ontology annotation, molecular function: alpha-1,2-mannosyltransferase activity. Gene Ontology annotation, cellular component: membrane; Golgi apparatus. The transcript has a single exon. Gene Ontology annotation, biological process: cell wall mannoprotein biosynthetic process; protein N-linked glycosylation; protein O-linked glycosylation. The record is from RefSeq and is a predicted model, not a curated record. Lineage: Eukaryota; Fungi; Ascomycota; Pichiomycetes; Pichiales; Pichiaceae. Bases 1 to 1389 code for a protein of 462 amino acids.
AUGACUGACGAGCAAAUCAGAGAGCAGCUUAAGAACAUCCAAGAGGAGCAGCUUGAGAGGGAGAAAGAGCCGCACACGGAGAAUCUCCUGGACGACCAAGACAAUGUUUUGGGAACUAAGAUUGCAAACGACCACAAAAGGAGACAGGACUUGCCUCCAGACAGCCAGCCGUGGGCACGGUACGAAAUUGACAGAGUGAUACCUCCAAAGUACAAAGGCAACGAUGCGACAAUCAGCAGAGAAAACGCCACUUUGUUCACGUUGUGCCGGAACUCGGAGCUCUACGAAAUACUGGACUCCAUCCAGCAACUGGAAACAAGGUUCAACGGCAACUUCCACUACGACUGGGUCUUUCUGAAUGAGGAGCCUUUUUCGCCUGAGUUCAUUGAGCUGACCUCUAACAUGGUCAGCGGUCGGGCGAGGUAUGGCCUUAUUCCAAGAAAACACUGGUCAUAUCCUCCGUUUAUUGAUCAGGAAAGAGCAAAGGAGAUCAGAGAGAGCCGGAAAUGGUCUGCCAUUACUUAUGGAAGUAGUGAAUCAUACAGACAUAUGUGCAGGUUCAACUCUUUGUUUUUCUACAAGCACCCGAUAAUGGAAGAGUAUGACUACUAUUGGAGAGUCGAGCCUCAUGUGAACUUUGCAUGCGACAUCAUCGAUGACCCGUUCAAGUUUUUGAAAGAAAACAAAAAGAAAUACGGCUUCACUAUUUCCAUGAGAGAGUUGCCAAACACGAUCGAGUCUCUAUGGGCCACUUCCAAAUUGUAUUUCAAGAAAUUGGCCACCAAUGUUUUCGACGCAGAGCAAACACAUAAUCUUCUCAACUUUAUCAGUGACGAUGGCGGAGAGAGCUACAACUACUGUCAUUACUGGACAAAUUUUGAAAUAGCUGAUUUGAGCAUUUAUCGAAAUGACAUCUAUGAAGGCUAUGUGCAGCAUUUGGAUCAAGCAGGAGGUUUCUUCUACGAGAGGUGGGGUGACGCUCCGAUUCACUCCAUCAUAUUUAGUCUAAUAUUGGACAUGGACGAGAUUUUUUUGUUCCAAAAUAUCAGUUAUGAGCAUACGGUAGCCAAAACCUGCCCGAUGAAUGAUGCGUUUCGGAAAGAGGCAAAAUGCAUUUGUAAUCCAGUCGAGGACUGGACAAUCAGAAGUGAAAGUUGCUGUAACUUGAAAUUUUUGGAAGUCGGAAGUUGCGAAAAGAACACAGAUCUCGACAAGUACUUGAAUGCAUUGAGGGAAAAGCAGGCAGCAGAUGAAGAGCUGAAAGCCCAGCAGAAGAAAUUACGGAUGGAGACGGCUAGGAGACAAUCCGAGGCUAGAAGAAAGAAGACGGAGGAAAGAAGGAAAAACAGGUUGCAGGCCCAAAAGGAAAAAAAGAAAGUCAGGGAAUAA